Molecule: messenger RNA, 1407 nt
Organism: Osmerus eperlanus (European smelt)
Lineage: Eukaryota; Metazoa; Chordata; Actinopteri; Osmeriformes; Osmeridae
Product: protein FAM216A
Exons: 7
Coding region: 385-1143 (252 amino acids)
Source: RefSeq, a predicted model, not a curated record
CCCAUCACAAGUUGUGCGUAACGAGGCAUUUGACACUCCUGUUCCGGACAGUACUAUCGUAACAGUAACCCUCCCAAGUUUUUUUUAAAUGGAUAAGUGUUUCGACACAAGCGGUUAUACCUUCAUAUUAUUUAUAUCCCUUAUCAACAUCAUGGUAAUAGGAGGCAACCAUUUUUUUUUUACCAUGAGUGUAGGUACAGCUGCCGUAUUGCGCCAAAAAGCUCUCGUAAAGAAAAUGCAAUUCUGCUCAGCGGCGUACCUUGAAAUCGUGGGCUGUGCGAUUGCUGCGAGCCUGCGACAGUUGGGUCCGGCCAAGCUACAGGCGUUCAUAAUUCUGUCUAGCUUUUUAUUUUAUUAUAUGAAUUAAUAAUAUUGCUUCUUGAUAUGAAAAAGCAAGUGACUUUUGCUAACGUAGUCAAAUUCCACAACAACGUGCAUGGACAUCAACAGGACAACCCCAUGUAUACUGGAUUACAGUACUCCAAAAGAGCACCGGGCAGUGUAAACCUCAGCAGUGGUUUAAGAACCUUGAGACUGCCAGCACCCAGUCGACAUAUGAAAACCAUUCACAUACCCAAGACUAUAGCAAAGGCUCCCUUUCUAGAGAACUCCUAUCUGACACCUGGUCAGAGGCGGUACCUGCAUACCAUUGCAGACACCUGCAGCACGGGGCACGUGCACAAGCUAAUUCAGCAGCACUAUAUGAACGUGUUGCACAGGUGUAUUCAAGCAGGCCAACAUCUGGUGAAGGAUGACAUAGUGGGGAACCAGGAGGUUGAGUCACUGCCCAAUGAAAAUGAGAGUGAGAUCCAGAAACAAUCUGGUCCAAAGAACCGUGAACGGAAAAGUUCUGUGCGUUCUGGGAAAACCACUCUCCCGAAAAUCCCCAAUCGACAUUCGAGGACAUUCUCUGACAACUCGCCGUCAAAACACAGGAAGGCCAAGAAGCACACUGCUAACAGAGUCGCCACAAUGAAAAAACCCAAGCCUGGACGGUCCAAGCUGUGGGAGGAUGACCUCCCUUUUGACCUGGAGGAGGCGGAUGACUCGCUGAGCGAAUGCCUGAGCUCACUGUCUAUGAUGGAGGAAGAGUACGAUCCCAUGGGAUUGACAGCAUCCCCCAUCAACUUACCUGAUUUAUGAGAACACGCUCCUGGGCCUGAUUUAAACAUUACAGCUGCCGUAAGUCUUACUACGUAAGGAGAACACAAUUCUGACAGUGAUAUGAGAUUUUUAUUACGGGAAAAAUUGGAAUAAGAUAAACUACAGGAAAAUUCCAACGUCUAAAAGAACUCAUUGCAUGAGGGAAAUAAAAAAAAAUGGCACCAAAUAUUUCUUUAAUGACAUUAUGCACAUACAUGUGACAUUAUUGCAUUCUCUACAGACACCAGGAUGGAUGGUCAAAUA